Molecule: messenger RNA, 2567 nt
Organism: Phragmites australis (common reed)
Lineage: Eukaryota; Viridiplantae; Streptophyta; Magnoliopsida; Poales; Poaceae
Exons: 3
Coding region: 1-1059 (352 amino acids)
Source: RefSeq, a predicted model, not a curated record
AUGGACAAGCGCCCCGCCGCCGCCGCCGUCGGGCCGCCGUACCUCCCGGCGGAGCUCAUCCCGGACAUCGCGAGGCACCUCAAGACCCUCCAGGACUUCUUCUCCCUCCGCGCCGCCUGCCGCGCCUACUGCGCCGCCCUGCCUCCCUCCCGCGCCGUCCUCGCCGCGCAGCCGCCGCACCUCCUGGUGCCCCAGCACUCCCCAUCGCGCUCGCAGCUCGCCCUCGUCCACCUCCCGCGCCGCCUCCUCCUCCGCUUCCGCGAGCCCUCCCCCAUCUCCAGUGCAGUCCUCGCCUCCGACGGCGCCCGCGUCGUCACCUACGACCACCUCGCCCGCGAGCUUGCCGUCACCCACCUCCUCUCCGGCGAGCGGGUCCGCGUCCCCGACGCCCCUUCCCUGUUCUCCCACGCCGUCCUCGCCGGCGACCUCGUCCUCCUCAUCGCUCCCGGGUGGGUCCAUUACUGCCGGCUCAGCGACGGUCGAUGGCGGGGGGAGUAUUGCCGGCUCAGGGACGACAGCCCCUGGCGCGGGGCGUUCUUCAAUGGCCUGCACAUGAUGGUCGACAUGCGCUCUGUGAAUGGCGUCCUCUAUGUGCUCCUCAACACGUGCCAGCUCGCAGUUGCGGAGCUACUGGACAACAAGGUCGAGUUGGUGCUUCUCGGAGGCGAAGUCGAUGAGUAUGUUAGGAAUGCUUGGAUGGAGAGCAAAAUAUUCAUGCUUGGGGAGUGCGCCGGUGAGCCAUUGCUCAUCUUCAAGGUGUCGACCGAGCCGGCGUACAAGCUUUUCCGAUGGAAAUCUGGGGAGGACAGGUGGGUGAAGGCAACGAGCCUAGGAAGGCGGACACUUUUCAUGUCCAGCAAUGGCUUUGAUGCGUGGCUCGGUCCAGAUUCACCGGGAGUUCGAGGGGAUUGUAUAUAUGAGGCUCUGCCACGGGCUGCAGGUUGGAGUGAGUACUCUUUAGUUGAUGGCACUAGUGAACUCAUCGGUAUUGAAUACCAAGGUGCACCAGAAGUGGAUGUCGCAAGAACGCAGGUUUGGAUGCUCCCGAGCUUGUUCUGAUAUUGGCCUACAAAGAUCAAAUUCUGUGGUUGAAUGAAAUCAACUGAAGGUGAGGUUUGGCUUUCAUCUACACCAAAGCUAGGAAUGCUGGCAAUAUGGUCCCGUUGUCGUCGUUCCCCCGAUUCCGACUGCCAUCUCUAGCUGCUGCUUUGUGUCGGAAAGAAGGUGUGAGGGCUCAGAUGGACACAUGAGGAUGCCUUGAGGCCUCAAAUAAAUUUUCAAAUAUUCUUUUAUGCCUUGACGGCUCAUGGAUUUGUAUUCUGCAAUGAAGCCGCAUGGCAUCACGGCAAGAAUGGUUAGACUGAAGGCAUAGAUGGGGGCAAGUGCUUACUCCAAUAAAUGUAUAAAUUUUUGGAGUCAGUAGAAAAGGGUAAAAGGAUGCUCUCAACUUAAUUUCUCUAAAUUUGAUGGAGGCAAGUGCUUACUCCAAUAAAUGUAUAAAUUUUUGGAGUCAGUAGAAAAGGGUAAAAGGAUGCUCUCAACUUAAUUUCUCUAAAUUUGAUGUGAUAAUUUUUCAGAUGAUGAUGUCAACCUGGUAUGGCUUAGGAUGUGUAUGCUGUUGGCAUUUGACUUUGAGCUUGACAUCGGACACAAGCUAGGUUUGAAUAUCUGAUUUAGCAGCCCUAAGAAGCGGCUGGUUGGUAUAGCAUAUGAGGCGAUUCCAAACUUGAUUUAUAUAUUUAUUAAGCAGUAACUUAGAUUUAUCUGUGGACUAUCCCUGUAUGUAUAUUAUGUUUGGCUUCAACUAGAAUUACAUGAGCAGAGUUUCUCAAGAUAAUGUGGGUGAGAGGGACUAGGAUUUCACUGACAGUGCAUUUUUUACUAUGCAUACAUUCUAAGCAAGAUUGGCUUAGAGAUUAAAAGCAGGGAGAGGUGUAAAUAAGUGUAAUUGUGGAGAAGAUGUUGAUUAUCCUCCAUCAAACAAUCGAUGCUGGUAUGCAACAUAUUUUGGCAUCGGUGAAUGGCAAUUUUUGCCGAGAUGAGCUGUUAGAUUGGAUAUGUAAGUCAUGUACUCUGACCUGUCCAUUUAAAAAUGGAUGUUUUAAAAAUACAUCGUGGCACACAAACCUCAAUUUGGUGAGCCUGAGUUGUCCAUAAUGGAUUUUUUUUUUCUUUGAAUGUUAUGUUCACCUCUCAUCAUGAGUUAUGUAAAUGUUUUAUCUACCUCUGCUUAUUUAAAAUUGUACUUUCUACUUUAUUCAACUGUCUAUGAUUGUCUUGAUGCCUGUUAUUUAGCAUCAAUGCCAUGAUGCUGAUGGGUGUUGGAUUCCGGUGGUGUGGCUUCCUAUGGCCCAACAACAAGAAAGACGCUGGCAUUGGUUCUUGGAAUUGUGCCUUUUGUUUAGAAUGUGGUUCCUUCUUUAACCAAUAUAGAUGUUACAUGGAAUUGCAGUGAUUAGUAGGCAGUACAUCUGUAUGGAGGUGAUUAAUUUCCCUGAAUUGUAUGCAAAUUACUUGCCUCUUCGAUCCUUUUUGUUUCGUGGAAAUACAAUAUUCAUUGAUUGAUU